Molecule: messenger RNA, 624 nt
Organism: Bicyclus anynana (squinting bush brown)
Lineage: Eukaryota; Metazoa; Arthropoda; Insecta; Lepidoptera; Nymphalidae
Product: sperm-specific protein Don juan-like
Exons: 2
Coding region: 1-624 (207 amino acids)
Source: RefSeq, a predicted model, not a curated record
AUGGCUCAGCUGGCACGCUAUUGUUGCGGGUUGUCGGUUUGUUUGAACUGUAAUCGUGUAGUGUGUGUACUGGCACACUGCUGCUGGAGCCGCAAGAGAUGCGAGAGCCGCGAGAGAUGCGAGAGCCGCAAGAGAUGCGAGAGCCGUAAGACAUGCCAGAGCCGCAAGAGAUGCGAGAGCCGUAAGAUAUGCGAGAGCCGCAAGAGAUGCGAGAGCCGUAAGACAUGCGAGAGCCGCAAGAGAUGCGAGAGCCGCGAGAGAUGCGAGAGCUGCAAGAGAUGCCAGAGCCGCGAGAGAUGCGAGAGCCGCGAGAGAUGCGAGAGCCGCGAGAGAUGCGAGAGCCGCGAGAGAUGCGAGAGCCGCGAGAGAUGCGAGAGCCGCGAGAGAUGCGAGAGCCGUGAGAGAUGCGAGAGCCGCGAGAGAUGCGAGAGCCGCGAGAGAUGCGAGAGCCGCGAGAGUUGCGAGAGCCGCGAGAGAUGCGAGAGCCGCGAGAGAUGCGAGAGCCGCGAGAGAUGCGAGAGCCGCGAGAGAUGCGAGAGCCGCGAGAGAUGCGAGAGUCGCGAGAGAUGCGAGAGCCGCGAGAGAUACGAGAGCUGCAAGCGGCGUGACAGCCGCAAAACUUGA